AUGAAGCUCCUGACCCACAACCUGCUGAGCUCUCACGUGCCGGGGCUGCGGCCCGGGGGCGGCUUCCCCCUGCGGAUCGAGGCUGCGGAGGUGCGGGUGCGCCCGGUGCCGUUCAACGCCGCCUUCGUGGCGCGGCUGCUGCCGAGGCUGCGCUGGGACGCGCUCAGGGAGGCGGCCGAGAGCCUGGGACACCCCUCGGAGCUGCCCCCCGAGCCCCUCCCCAAUUACGAGGGCGACGAGGAAUUCCUGCGCCGUGUCCACCACGUCCUGCUCGAGCUGGAGGUGCUCGAGGGCUCCCUGCAGUGCCCGGACUCGGGGCGUCGCUUCCCCAUCUCCAAGGGGGUCCCCAACCUCCUCCUGAGCGAGGACGAGGCUUGAGGAGGGGUCGGGACCCCCAAAUUCAUCCCCAAAAUGGGGCUCAGCCCCUCCCCCCCCCGGACAGGAUUGUGGGGAGCGCGGGAAAACCCCAAAUUCCCGCGCUU
Messenger RNA from Pseudopodoces humilis (Tibetan ground-tit), 482 nucleotides. The record is from RefSeq and is a predicted model, not a curated record. Lineage: Eukaryota; Metazoa; Chordata; Aves; Passeriformes; Paridae.